This is a messenger RNA of Glycine soja, 1898 nucleotides long. Its product is annotated as transcription factor MYB26-like. The transcript has 3 exons. NCBI's taxonomy places the organism in Eukaryota, Viridiplantae, Streptophyta, Magnoliopsida, Fabales, Fabaceae. Bases 382 to 1446 code for a protein of 354 amino acids. The record is from RefSeq and is a predicted model, not a curated record.
GUGACACUGCACAUUUUAGCCCUUUGCUACAAACCCUAACUGGGCCACAAUGGUAUACAGCUCCCCACAUUAAAUUCACCACCUCAGUGUACUCACUCAUCCAUUUUCUGUUGUUCAGUCCUCUCACUCUCAGCAUUCUUUUCACAUUUUCAUAUAACCUCUUGUAACCUAGGGCUAAAGCUACACCCUACAACUUCCACUCUUUGUGCUUUCCUAAAUCUUUUAUAAUUUCAUUCGAAUUCAAAUAUAAUACCAAAACCGAUCCUUGUUUGGCCAUUGGCUCUCUACGUACUAGCGGUUUGAAACAUUUGAGACUCAAAGAGUAAGUUAUAUAUAUAUAUAGAGAGAGAGAGAGAGAGAGAGAAGAAAUUGGAGAUAGACAUGGGGCAUCACUCUUGCUGCAACAAGCAGAAGGUCAAAAGAGGAUUAUGGUCACCUGAAGAAGAUGAAAAGCUCAUCAACUAUAUCACAACUUAUGGACAUGGUUGCUGGAGCUCAGUCCCAAAACUUGCAGGCCUGCAGAGGUGUGGAAAGAGUUGCAGAUUAAGAUGGAUAAAUUAUCUUAGACCUGAUUUGAAACGGGGAAGCUUCACUCCUCAAGAAGCUGCACUCAUUAUAGAACUUCAUAGUAUUCUAGGAAACAGGUGGGCUCAGAUAGCCAAGCACCUACCUGGAAGAACGGAUAAUGAGGUGAAGAACUUUUGGAAUUCAAGCAUAAAGAAGAAGCUGCUUUCUCAUGAUGUUGUUCCUUCUUUAGCCACAUUUUCUGAUCAUAUUCACGGUCCUCCCAAUGGUUCCAUGGAAAGUUUCUUCCCUUUAACUGACAACCCUAUCCUAAACUCCCAUCAUCACUUAGACCAGCUAUUCCUUCCCAUCAUCCCAUCCCCAAUCCUCCAAGCCUUUGAUCAUCAUCACCAUAAUAAUGAUAUCAAGAUUGACAUAAACAAAUUUUUUAAUAAUAAUGCCAAUUUCCUACAAUAUUUUCAGAAUCCAAUGCCGGAAACAGUGCCUCCAAUAUCCAAUACUACUAUUCCAUCUUUGUAUGAAGAAGAUGCAUGGUCUUCUUUGGGGUGUGUACCUAUUCAUCUUAAUCCAAAUCAAGAAAAUCAAAUCAUGAUCACCAAAAGUGAUCAUACUACCCCACACUUGAUUGUUGAGAAAUUCAUCAAUCCAAGUACAUGGCAGCAGCAGCAGCAGCACUCUGUGGAAGUGGAACCCCCCAUUUUGCCAAAAGUCUGUGAGAGCAUUGAGGAUUAUGUCUGUAGCAUCCCAUAUUCUUCUUCUGUUAAUUCACAAGACCAACAUGUGGAAGCUGUUGCGUGUUUCACACCUGUUAUUUGUCCACAAGAUCAAGUGGAGUACAUUGAUGCCCUCAUCAUGUCAUCAUUGCCAUCCUCAACAACAACAUCUUCAUCAGUAGUAUCAUUCUUCCAAGCAGACAAAUAGUCACAAAACCUAUCAUUCCUUCAAGUUAAUUGGUUGUCGUCAUGAGCAUUGGUUACUAUAUCAUAUAAUAGGUUAAUUUUAUGUGUAUAUAAUUGAGUAGUGGGAGAGAGUACUCUAUUUAUAUUUGUGAUAAGCAGAAUUAAUUCCAUGCAUUUUAAGGGGGGGAGAACAUGCAUAUGCAUUUAAUUUUUCUCUUGAAUUUUGGAAUAAGAGGGUGAGUAGAUGCUCCUAUCGGCAAACCUCUGAGCCUUGCUAGUUCAGGCUCGAUCUUCCACUGAACGAUGUUUGCUGAAGUUCCAUAAAUAUGUACGUCUAGGUUCUUUCACAUGUUUGUCGACCAAAAGUACGUAUCCGUGUAUGAUUAUUGUUUCUUUGUGAAGUGCUGUAUGUUGUAUAACAAUCAUACGAUGCAUAGUUGUGCACUUUAAGUUGACUCAUUGCUCCUUUGCUUU